GGAAAUAUAUUUGUCGUUAGUCUGGCUGUGGCAGAUCUUGUGGUGGCCAUCUACCCAUAUCCCUUGGUACUGACAUCGAUAUUUAGAAAAGGAUGGAAUCUUGGAUAUCUCCACUGCCAAAUUAGUGGAUUCUUGAUGGGAAUAAGCGUCAUAGGAUCUAUAUUCAACAUUGCUGGUGUUGCAAUCAACCGUUAUUGUUACAUUUGUCAUAGCCUCAAAUACGACAAGUUAUACAGUGACAAAAAUUCAUUGUUCUAUGUGAUUCUGAUUUGGGUGCUAACAUUCAUUGCCAUUGUGCCAAAUUUAUUUGUUGGAUCUUUACAGUAUGAUGCUCGGAUCUAUUCAUGUACAUUCACGCAGUCUGUCAGCUCCGCGUAUACCAUAGCAGUGGUAUUUUUCCAUUUUAUACUCCCAAUUACUAUUGUAACUUUUUGCUACUUACGUAUUUGGAUCUUGGUUAUACAGGUGAGACGUAGAGUAAAGCCUGAUAAUAAACCUAAGCUGAAACCUCAUGAUUUCAGGAACUUUUUGACCAUGUUUGUGGUUUUUGUGUUAUUUGCAGUCUGCUGGGCACCACUGAACUUCAUAGGCCUGGCUGUGGCUGUGAAUCCAGACACAAUUCUCCCCAGAAUUCCUGAAUGGUUGUUUGUUGGCAGUUAUUAUAUGGCAUAUUUCAACAGUUGCCUUAAUGCUAUUAUAUAUGGUCUCCUGAACCAGAAUUUCAGGAGGGAGUACAAGAGGAUUAUCAUUUCUAUUUGUACUGCAAAGAUAUUCUUUCAAGAAAGUUCAAAUGAUGGAGCAGAGAAGAUUAAAAGCAAACCAUCACCAAUGUUGACAAACAAUAAUCAGGUCAAGGUUGACUCUGUGUGA
Messenger RNA from Staurois parvus, 870 nucleotides. The record is from the annotation of a GenBank genome assembly. NCBI's taxonomy places the organism in Eukaryota, Metazoa, Chordata, Amphibia, Anura, Ranidae.